AAUAGUUUUGAUGGACAUUAACUAAAGCAAGAUGAAAAARGAAAGAGAUAGAGCUAUUUCCGAAAAUGCUUUAUAAUUCCCAAGCACCCAUCCACGAGAACCUAGAGAGCGACRGAAUUUACGAAGUGUGAAGAAACAGCGUUAGUUUUGGGCUUCCUGUGUUAUCACAUCCUCAAGUCGGUCUCCAGGACAUUCAACCACAACAUACAUACCCUAAGCAGGUAUGCUAUAAUAAUAAUCUCUCUUAAACCUUCGAGAUCUUAUUCUGCGAAUACAAGAAGGGUCUUUAUGUCUUUAAAGAUGUGUUUUGAGCUGUCUUUUAACUGAAAUAUUCGUAAUGACCGAAGAUGGAGAGAGCGACGAGCCCGUUGCUAAGGACUCUACUGCUACAAGAAAUUCAACUCAGUCAAAAGAAAGACUAGUUAAAGAGCAAUCAAAACCUAAAAGAGAAAGAAGAAAGCUUGUAUCGGACUUGAUUAGAAGGGAAAAGACUGGCGCACUACCUAAAAGGAAGAAAAAACAAAAAGGAAAGACUACAAACCGUAAUCCAAGUAUYGAUACGACUCGUGCGAAGAGCUCAGGUGAUGUUUUGAAUUUGGCGAUUCGAGAACUUAACUGGAGAGAGUAUCCAGUAGGCAGACGYACAGGGUGUGACCUGUACUGGUUGGGUGGAGCCUUUGAUGUUCCAGAUCCUUUACCAGAACAUGCUUUACUYAAUAAAUUCCCAGGGAUGUCAGAAGCUGCUCACAAGGUAGAAUUGACCCGACAACUCAAACGAAUGAAAAAACUCUUCCCAGAAGAAUAUGCAUUCUACCCAAGGACAUGGACUCUCCCUAACGAGUACCCAGAGCUUAUUUCAUAUGUGUCGCAGAACAGUAAUGGGGUAUAUAUCAUCAAGCCAGACCUCGGUUCCCAAGGAGAUGGGAUAUUCCUAAUGACUAAUCCAUAUGAUGUCCAUUUCAGUUCACUCUUAGCAAAACCCUGCAUUGUACAGAAAUACAUCCAAAAUCCUCUACUCUUGGAAAGACUUAAAUUUGAUCUAAGAAUCUAUGUAAUUUUAAAGAGUAUUGAUCCGUUGGAGAUAUAUWUUUGUCGAGAAGGAAUGGCACGCUUUUGUACAGAACGUUACCAAGCUCCCACUACAAAGAAUAUUCACAGAAGCUACAUGCACCUGACGAACUAUUCUCUCAAUAAGCAUAGUUCAACUUAUAUCCAAACCGAUGACCAUGAUAGGGGCAGUAAACGAAAACUAAGCUGUGUUUUCAACCAACUUCAAAGAAAAGGGAUUGAUAUAAAACGGCUAUGGUCCAGGAUAGAUGCUAUUAUUUGCAGAACACUCAUUGCUUUUAUACCCAAUCUCUCAAUCGAGGAAGACAUUAUAGUUUCCAGUAAAGAUUUGAAAACUAAGCUGAAGUGCUUUCAAAUUCUGGGGUUUGAUAUUCUGAUAGAUGAUGAAAUGAAGCCGAUUCUUUUGGAAGUAAACUCUAGUCCAAGUCUGAAGAUUGAUCAUGAAGAAGAGACAAGUACUGGCAAAGUAGAGUGUUUUGUUAGCGCUACUGAUAUUGAAAUUAAGCUCCCUAUUAUCAUGGAUACUAUUCAACUUGCUUACUUCUUCAAUCCAAGGUCUGAAAGUACAUUAAUCAAAAGCCCAGAUCAGUUUGGUUGCUUAGAGCAGCUCUAUCCCAAAUGCUCAGCCCAGUUUGACCACUUGAGGAUCUUAGAAAGAUGUCUUAAGUUAUUUAGACGGUUUGUUGGUGUGCGAGCUUCCAGUAGAUUGGGUCCUACGUCGUUUCGAAUGAUGGCAAGGAGAUGCCAGCUCACAGAAUUCAAYUAUACUUUAGCAGCCAUGGACAUUCUUUACAUCAACAUCAGCAGGCGACAUUCAGCUUGUGAAAACGGGCGCGCCUCCUUGGACUUUCAUGCAUUUGUCGAAAUGCUUCUUGCCAUCAGCAAYRGACRCCUCGGAAUCCAAGGCAGAGAGCCUAUCGAAGUGUUAGGGUACAUUAUACGACAUUGUGAGAUGCACUUGGAAAAACCUCRGCGAUGUCGCCAGCAAAUAGAUGACAGGCUUCCCAGGUCACCUUUUCUCAGCAUUAGACGAGCCAUCAAAAGCAGUUUUCAUUUGCCCACUAGUCCAAUAGUAUAGUGAAAACAAGACAAUAUUAUGUUUUGGAAGGACCAAAGAAAAGUAUAGAAGUUGAGGCAAAACUGACCUCGACGAUGUCGCCAACAAAUAGAACAGAGAAGACAGGCUACCGAUAACACCUCUACUCAGUAUUAAAAGUAGUUUUAAUUUGCCCACUAUAGUCUGACGGCAGUAGUAAAGGGAAAAAUAUCAAUUAUAUGACUCAACAUGCACGGACACCCAGAUGUAAUAAUGUUCACAUAUCUGUUCACAUAUAUAUGGAUAUAUAUGGAGAUUUCAAAUUAUCGAGUAAAUUAUAAGCGACGAUUUUAUUCCUAGUAAGAAUUCUAAUAAAAUGAAAUUUAAUGUGUGGCU
This is a messenger RNA of Actinia tenebrosa (Australian red waratah sea anemone), 2500 nucleotides long. Its product is annotated as tubulin polyglutamylase TTLL11. The record is from RefSeq and is a predicted model, not a curated record. Gene Ontology annotation, cellular component: ciliary basal body. Gene Ontology annotation, biological process: protein polyglutamylation; microtubule cytoskeleton organization. NCBI's taxonomy places the organism in Eukaryota, Metazoa, Cnidaria, Anthozoa, Actiniaria, Actiniidae. Gene Ontology annotation, molecular function: tubulin binding; tubulin-glutamic acid ligase activity.